UUAAUUGACUGAUUAAAAAUAUUAUUAAUUUGCAAGUUCUAUAAAAUUAUUUUUUAAUAACUAACAUGGAUAAUUUAUGUCAGUGGUGUUAAGGUUAUGUUGAUGAGUUAAAAAAAUUUAAGCAAAAUUAAAAUAAUUGCUGGGAGCAGAAAAAAAAUUUUUUAGUCAUAAAAGAUUGCUGAGUUUUUUUUGUCAUUAUGAAUCGAGGAAAAUCAGUAGCAUCAACAAUGGAUGAUAUGGCAUGUCCCCGUUGUUUAACAACAAAAUACCGAAAUCCAUCUCUUAAAUUGAUGGUUAAUGUUUGUGGGCAUACAUUAUGUGAAAGCUGUGUGGAUUUGUUAUUUUUAAAAGGCUCCGGAUCUUGUCCAGAAUGUUUCAUACCUUUGCGAAGAGGUAAUUUUAGGAUUCAAAUGUUUGAAGAUUCUAUGGUAGAAAAGGAAGUGGACAUAAGAAAGCGUAUCUUACGUGAUUACAAUAAAAGAGAAGAGGAUUUUGCAACAACUCGAGAGUACAAUGAUUACCUGGAAGAAGUAGAAACAAUUAUUUAUAAUUUGUCUAAUGAUAUUGACGUACUGGAGACAAAUAAAAAAAUAGAGCAGUAUAAAAAAGAAAAUAAAGAUCAAAUUAAUAAAAAUAGAAUGAAAUUAGGUAGAUCUGAAAGUGAAUUACAAGAUUUAUUACUUUUAGAAAAGCAACGUGAAGAAGAGCGUAAAUUACAGCUAGCUCGUGAAGAAAUGGAAGUUAAAAAACAAAAAAUACGAGACAAAGAAGCGCUUAUAGAUGAAUUAAUGUUUUCUGAAGGAAACGCUAAAAAUAUUGUUGAAACAUUCGCUAGUUCGAUGCAAACAGCUGCGGAAAAAGCUAAGAAAGUUGCACCAGUACCUAAAGCUACACAAUUUAGUACCGGGAUACAAUUUGGCACGCAAGGAACUCAAGGAUUUUUACCAAUUCCUAAACAAGAAGAAGGGCCAAUGUUUUCGUAUGUACCUAUUGAGCAAAAAUCAGAAGGACCUCCGGCACCAACUUGGCAGCAAGUUUAUUCUGAUGGAUAUAUCAAUCAUGUACGCGCUGAAACUAAAGUCGAAAAGGCUGGAGGAUUUAAAGCAACCAUUGCGUGUCUAAGAGCUCUUCAAGAAGCUAUGGCUGGCUUGUAUUAUAAUCCUCCACGAUCUAAUUGAACUUGUGUAAUAAUUUAUUGUCUUCAAUCUUGUAAUAAUGUUUUUUGAGGUAUUUUUUCUUCAUUAUAAUCAUACUUUUUCUAUAUAUAGAUGUAAAUUAUUUAUAAUAAACACGUUUAAUAAAAUUAUUUUUGUCAGUUUCAA
Cotesia glomerata is the source of this 1322-nucleotide messenger RNA. It is a transcript of the gene Mat1, whose product is annotated as CDK-activating kinase assembly factor MAT1. The record is from RefSeq and is a predicted model, not a curated record. The coding region runs from base 198 to 1178 and encodes 326 amino acids. Gene Ontology annotation, biological process: nucleotide-excision repair; positive regulation of cyclin-dependent protein serine/threonine kinase activity; regulation of transcription by RNA polymerase II. NCBI's taxonomy places the organism in Eukaryota, Metazoa, Arthropoda, Insecta, Hymenoptera, Braconidae. The transcript is spliced from 2 exons. Gene Ontology annotation, molecular function: cyclin-dependent protein serine/threonine kinase activator activity. Gene Ontology annotation, cellular component: transcription factor TFIIH holo complex.